AUGCGUUCUUUGAUCGAAGAAUGGUGGCGGCAAUCCACUGUCAGCUCAUGGCUGAUUAUUUUAUCAGGUCUGGGCUUGAGUUAUGUAGCAGGAUUCACCGUGUAUAACGCAUUUUUCCACCCGCUCCGGAAGUAUCCUGGCCCCAAGCUAUGGAGUGCUUCCCAUAUACCCUUUACAAUCAUGUGGAUGUCUGGCACCGGCCAUAAGAAGAUGCUUGAGUUACAUGAAAAAUAUGGCGACAUUGUACGAAUAGCUCCGAACCAACUCAGUUUCGGAUAUCCUGAAGCCUGGGAAGGGAUGAUGGGCCAUAGAAAGCGGGGACAAGAUGAGAAUGGGAAAGAUCCUGAUUUUUGGAGAGGAGACGACAACCUGACGCUUGUCGGCUCUGAUCGCGAAAGACAUGGCCGAUUACGAAAAAUCCUCUCCCAUGGAUUCUCUGCACAGGCAAUGAUGGAACAGCAGCCCAUUUUUCAACGAUACGCCUCCCUUCUUAUUCAACGGCUCAAGGCAGCUUCUAAAGAGGGCAAAUCAUUGGAAAUAAUUUCCUGGUAUAACUGGACUACCUUUGAUAUGGCUGGAGAUCUGAUCUUCGGCGAGCCAUUUGGAUGCCUAGAGAAAUCACAGUAUCAUCCAUGGGUAAAACUAAUAUUCAUGCACAUCAAGGGAAUAGCUAUCUCCACAGCUGUGAUAAGAUUCCCGUUCGGAAGCAAGUUGAUUGGCUUCUUUACGCCAAAGACCGUGGCAAGGGAUAUUGAAACGCACUCCGAAUUUACAAAGGCGCAGGUUGCGAAGCGUAUGGCUUUCCAGAAUCCGAGACCCGAUUUCAUGGAGUCAAUGAUAAAGGCACAUAAUAAAGAUCAAGCUUCGUACAAAGAGGUUUUGGCGAACGCGCAUAAUUUGAUCGUCGGCAGCUCUGAGACGACCGCAACAACUUUGGCUGGCGCGACUUACCUGUUGGCAUCUCACAAAGAUGUUCUUCUCAAACUUCAGCAGGAACUUAGCCAGUACUUCAGUAGCGAGGAUGAGAUUGAUCUCAUAAGUGUUCAAAAGCUGGAGUACAUGUUCGCAGUGCUGCAUGAGACGCUUCGAAUCUAUCCACCCGUGCCUGCUGCAAUCCCGCGCAAAACACCAGCCGAAGGCUCUAUGAUUGGAACUGAAUACGUGCCCCCAAACACCAUCCUGGGAAUUUGGCAGUGGCCACUGAAUCAUAACCCCAAAUUUUUCAAAGAUCCUGAUUCGUUUGUGCCGGAAAGGUGGCUUGGUGACCCCAAAUACGACAGUGACAAGAAAGGGGCAUUCCAACCAUUCUCGGUUGGCCCUCGGAACUGUAUCGGCAAAAAACUCAUUUUAGCCAAAAUGAUAUGGAAUUUUGAUAUAGAGCUUGACCCCCGCAGUGAAGACUGGCUGGAGAAAAACAUACUCUACUUUCUAUGGGAUAAACCAGAGCUUUAUGUUCGACUUAUCCCAAGAACGACAAACUAG
This is a messenger RNA of Clonostachys solani, 1482 nucleotides long. Lineage: Eukaryota; Fungi; Ascomycota; Sordariomycetes; Hypocreales; Bionectriaceae. The record is from the annotation of a GenBank genome assembly.